Molecule: messenger RNA, 3089 nt
Organism: Pygocentrus nattereri (red-bellied piranha)
Lineage: Eukaryota; Metazoa; Chordata; Actinopteri; Characiformes; Serrasalmidae
Gene: pus10
Product: pseudouridine synthase 10
Exons: 18
Coding region: 379-1959 (526 amino acids)
Biological process (GO): tRNA pseudouridine synthesis
Molecular function (GO): pseudouridine synthase activity; RNA binding
Source: RefSeq, a predicted model, not a curated record
GCUCCUUUAGCCAGGCGCUCAGCGGGAUUCACAGCUCCGAGCCCGUAACGGCGAACGGCGUUUGUUUGUCAAUAAACGGUUGCCUUGGUAACCGAAUUCUGAACGAGCUGAAUUCGUUACACUGUGACGCACUACGGUUCUGCUGCCCUGGUAAGCGCGCGAGCGGAAUUCCAGCGCACUUGAUCGUAACGGUUUGGAACGCGCCCACAAUGGCGGUCCGCGUUCUCCGCACGAGCAGAGCGCCGCAGUGCUCGCCGGGAGAGGAGGAGAGGAGAUGGUUUAUUUGAGGAGAUCUGAGUAAUCCAGGGGAGCAGGUGGUCCCCGGGCUGCUGCUGACCACACUGCGACCCCAGCGCACAGUUUGUCUUUCUCUCAACAAUGCUUUCGCUUAAAGAAAAAGACAGUCCCAUUGUCAGAAAGCUGCUGGACGCUGGCUGCUGUGCGAGAUGCGUCCUCCGGUUUUGCUGCGUGGGAAAGUGUUCUUCGUAUCAGCUGCCCAGUGAGGACAUAAACAAAGAGCUGUUAGCUUUCCUCAGUGAGGCUGACGGUGAGCAAUCCCAUGGCGCCGCAGAGCAAACACAGACUGAAGAUCCACCCUGUAAGAAGCUGAAGCUGGACUCGGCGCCGGUCGGACAGGACGGCAGCUCGGAGGCUUCUGCAGCGCACACUGAGCCUAAUGUCCAGUCGGAGAUCUGCGUGGCCUGUUUGGGGGUCCUGCAGGACUUCUGUGAUCUGAGUUACACCAAACAGGUGUGUGAGGUUGUGAGAAAAGCGGACUACAAGUUUGGCAGUCUGGUGCUGGCUGUGUCUCUUCCUGCUCAGCUGUCGGUCAGAGAACAUUCCUGCUGGCUACACAUCAAGAAGGAAGUCAAGGAGAAGAGCAUGUGUCUGGAUAAGGAGGAUGUGGUUCAGGUGAAGGAUGCUUUUAAGUGGGCAAUACAGGGAAUGGUGGGCAAAGAACUGGGAACACCUGUACUGACUAACAGUCUGUUUGAAGUCAGUGUGGGUUUCACACACCCAGAAACAGAGGCAGACUGUCAUUUCCUGGCUACAACCUGUUCUGACUGCUUCAAGCCUACUAAGAAUAAAGCAUCUGUCUUUACCAGGAUGGCGGUAGUGAAGGCACUAGACAAAAUUUCAGAUGCAAAGUUUCUUAGACAUUACCCCUGUCCACCUGUCAGACCAGCCAGCAAGUGCACUCCACUGGACACCACAUGCCUGCAUACAUCUGUCUUUAUAGCAGGGAGGUAUAAUAAGUUCUCUCGUGAGCUUCCUCAGACUCCAUGGGUGAUAGAUGGAGAGAGGAGGAUGGAGGGAUCAGUGGAAGAGUUGAUAGCUGAUCCUCUCCUCUCCUCCUUCAGGGCCGAUGGUUUUAACUUUUCCUCAUCUGGGAGAGAAGAUGUGGACGUACGAACCUUAGGGAAUGGACGGCCGUUCGCUAUGGAGUUACUGAACCCCCACAGAGCGAAGUUUAACGGAGCAGAGGUCAGACAGCUUCAGGAGGUGAUCAAUGCGUCCUCUGAUAAAAUACGAGUGAGGGACCUGCAGAUUGUAACAAGGGAUGCUAUGGGCCGAAUGAAGGAGGGAGAAGAGGAGAAGACUAAGUCCUACAGUGCCCUCAUCUGGACCAAAAAGGCCAUAACUAACAGUGAUCUGGACUUUAUUGCAAACAUUAAGGAGCUGAAGAUUGAUCAGAAGACUCCUCUGAGAGUGCUGCACCGCAGGCCGCUGGCUGUCCGGCAGAGGGUCAUCCACUCCAUGAGCGCUAGCUACCUGGAUACGCACCACUUCAGACUACAGCUGCACACGCAGGCUGGGACCUACAUAAAGGAGUUUGUUCACGGAGACUUCGGCCGCACUAAGCCCAACCUCUGCGCGCUCAUGGAGUCUGAGGUGGACAUUCUGGAGCUGGAUGUGGAGUCAGUGGACGUGGAUUGGCCACCUGCUGUACCAGAGUGACCGGUGGCAACAGCUUCUGAGGAAUAUUUGGAAAUAUUCAUCAGUUCCUGUAUCUGUUCCAGAGUCUACAAGCUGGCAAACUUUGGGCCUUACUUAAGGAAGUCCUUAACAUUGGCAGACGGUUGCUGCUCAGUUGGACAAUUAUAACAGGCUUAUUAUGGCCAAAUGUGCCUCAGUAUCUGAAAGACAUUGGUGCAGAUUCACUCCUAGACGUACAUGAAUCGGUUUACUGAAGGAUUCUAACGUUUGAUGAUUGAUGGACCAUUUAUUUUGGGCUGAUAGUAAGUCUGUGAAUGACCCCUAUGCUCAUUUUAUAAUAAACCACAGCUCAGUUUCAGUAGACCGCAGCUGUAAAAUCCUCUGCCUGCUUGUUUUUGUCAUGUGCUUCGCCAGCUGUAAUUGUAGCUCCCUCGCAUAAACAGAGAUUUACAGAAGGCCAUUAGUACAGUAAGCAUCACGUUUGGAAAUGUAGGUUAAAUCUUGCAUGUAUUAUUAGAUCUAGUCAAAACAUAAACACACCCCGCUUUUAAGAGGAUUUACUGCAUUUAAAGCAGUAGCUGAAAUAUGUAAAUAUUACUGAUUAACAUUAAUGCUCCGCAGACAUCAGACCACUGUAAACCCAACCUUGUUAUGAGUUUACUGUACAGAAGGGAAACGGAGUCGCAGUAGAGUUCGUCAUGCAACUCCGCUACUUAGCAAUGUUGUCAAACCAGGUCAAAUUAAAGACGGCUGAUGUAAAUUAUACAUAAAACAUAUCUGAUGGUAAUUUGACAGUUGACAAGGUGCAUGAGAGUACACUGAUACUGUACAAAGAUUAAACCCUUCCUGUCAGAUUGUAUGUUUUAUUGAUUUUCCUAUACAGAUAAUGUUAUUUUUAUGCAAAUUAGUAGUGCACAAUUUCCGUUUAUUUGCACAAACACAAAAUAUAAAAAGUGCCAUUUUUUUUUCCCCCACAGGCCACAUUUUAUAUUUAAUCUUUCCCCCAAUAUGUUGAAUUCAGCAAAUAAACAGUAAUUAUGCAUUAAAAUAUGCAUAAGUGUGUUCUCUGUAGAUGACGUCACUCUGUCUCAUAGAAAGUCAUGUUUGUUUUUUGCUGUGUUGUGACUGGACUAAAAUUUGAGCUUCCUGUU